AUGUCCCCUCUGGAUCCCGAUACUCUUCCUACGCCUUCAUCAUCGUCACGACCAAAAGGAACGCCUUCGAUCACCCCUAGAAGAUUUAAUCGAUUCUGGCAGCCCAGGCAGGUUCAGACGCAGCCAUUGCCAAAGUUUAGGACUGCUCUUGGUAGCUUGGUUGAGGCCGACACUAAUCAGCAACCCGUCUCACCUCAAUCGCUUUUUAGUGACAACAUCCUGCCAUCAUCUCCCACGGAAAGGUUUCAAGAUGACUCACGGAAGAGGAAGCUCCAGCUCGAUGCUUCCGAGACGGAGGGUGACCUCAAGAGGCCAACUUUGAACCUGGAUGAUAUGCCACCACUUCGACUGACUCGCUCAAGCUCUUCGAACUUGAGUGUUGAUAAUGGUUUGAAGGCAUCGGAUAGUUUCAGUAGUGAAGCUAGUCUGGAGAGCCUUGAUAGCUGUAGAAGAGCUACUUUGAGCAGUUUCUUCAAGACCAGUCGUGGAGUUGCUAAAACCCCAAAGAAGGGCAAUACCGUCAAAACUACCAAUAUUGGUCAUGAAGAACCUCAGCCUGAUGAUGAACCAUUCAACUACGCACCCAGGCCCAUUAGGAAAUUCGCCAACAGAGGCUUCACUUCUCAAUUGCUAAAUCGUGAACAUGGACUCGGAUAUUCAAGCGGUCAAUCCCUUCUUCGCACGCCUGCAUCCGAUCCCCGAACCGAAACAGCACGGUUUCACAGUCGUUGCAUCGAUUCGUACGAGUGUCUCGCUCCUAGCGGUAGUCGCACCAUUCCCUUCUGUCUCGCAAGCACUCAUAAUGCUCCUGUGACGGCCGUCGGCGAUGAAGAAGGUUGCGUUAGGUUCUUUGACACUUCUGCAAACGAUGAUCCGAGCGAGGAAAAAGAUCUGGGCGUCCAUACCGUCCACGACAAUGCCAUCUGGGAUAUGGACUUUUCCAAUGACGACAUGCGUCUUGCAACCACGGCUGGUGAUGCAGCCUUGGUAAUGGAUGUGACGACCAAGACUGUGGCAGCCAGACUCUCUGAAGGUCACUACAGUUCAACUCGACAAGUUGCUUGGCAGAAGGGCCAGUCCAUCGGCAAUGUGUUGACCACCUCAGACAAGGCUGGCCGUAUCCGUUUGUGGGAUCUGCGAUGUCCACCUUCUCAUGUCAGAAGCUUUUCGACGGUGAGUUGUAGUGAGACAGGUCGACGGACUGUCACUAUGAGAGAUGAGACUCUCCGGCCAUUGCAAGCAUCUGCCGUGAACACUCUUGACAAUACCCAUGAACGUAAUGCUCAUGGAAAGAUUUCUGUUGCGUCCGUCACCGCUAUCCAAUGGCUCCCCGCCGAUCGUGAACAUCUGCUACUAUCCGCCUCCGAAGCAGAGGCUGUUGUCAAGCUCUGGGAUCUCCGAUACAUCAACCGUCGGCAUCAGGAGAAGAGUAUUCCUCUGUCCUCCACAGCCGUGCCAUCCAACCACGCCUGGCGCUCAUACGGAAUCACCUCCCUGGCCCUUAGUAGUGACGCCGCUCGUAUGUACGCUGUAUGCAAAGACAACACCAUCUACGCCUACUCCAUGGCUCAUCUCAUGCUCGGCCACGCUCCUGAACUCAAAGACCUCGCUACGAAGAGAAGACCCAUUGCUUCCCAAGGUCUAGGUCCCCUGUAUGGUUUCAAACACGAUUCGUUCGCCGCCAGAACAUUCUUCGUUAAGUGCAGCAUGCGGCAAAAGGGCAUAUCUCACUCAUCUGACCUCCUCGCCGUCGGGAGCUCCGAAUCUUCGGCCGUGCUCUUCCCUACUGAUGAGCGCUAUCUUCGUUCAGUCUGCGACCAGCGUGCUCACCUCCUCGAUCCCCCCGGAUCCGCCCCUACGCCCUCCCGUUCUUUCUCAUCCGCCGCCGGCGCUGAACCCAGCUCAUCUACUAUCCCGAUCUUCCGCAACGGCACGCCCCUUAUCCACGGUCACACCCGCGAAGUUUCAAAUGUCAGCUGGAGUUACGACGGGAAGCUGGUCAGCGCGUCGGACGAUUCCGUUGUCCGCCAGUGGCAAGAAGACGAAGGUCGAGCGCGAUAUUUCAGACAGGUUGGCGACUUUGGUGGAGAGCGAUACUUUGCAGGCUGGGCAGACGUGGGAGACGACUGGGACAUUGAUGACGAUGAGUAA
Fusarium poae is the source of this 2151-nucleotide messenger RNA. RefSeq lists its product as uncharacterized. Gene Ontology annotation, cellular component: nucleus. Gene Ontology annotation, biological process: proteasome-mediated ubiquitin-dependent protein catabolic process. Gene Ontology annotation, molecular function: protein-macromolecule adaptor activity; protein binding. The transcript is spliced from 3 exons. NCBI's taxonomy places the organism in Eukaryota, Fungi, Ascomycota, Sordariomycetes, Hypocreales, Nectriaceae. The record is from RefSeq and is a predicted model, not a curated record. The coding region runs from base 1 to 2151 and encodes 716 amino acids.